AUGGCUACUAGAGAUUUACCUCAUUCAGUUGGAGAUUUUUGUUUUGGUUGGGUUGAUCAAAUUCGUAAUGAAAUCACUUUAGGUAAAAGUCAAGAUCAAUUAAUAAAGGAAGAUUUAAUUGAAGAUGAUGAAACAGUUGAAACUAAAGUUGAAGUUAAAAAUUUAUGGCCAGCAUUUGCUUCAGGAGCAGGAUUAUUUUCUGAUGGUUAUGUUAAUGCUGGUAUUAGUACGGUAUUAUCAUGUUUGAAAAAAAUAUAUGGUGAUGAAUUCACUAAAUCUAAUGCCAUGAAUAAUAUUGGAUCAAUUGGAUUUGUUGGUACUGUUGUUGGUCAAUUAAGUUUUGGUUAUAUUUCGGAUAAUUUCGAUAGGAAAACUGGUAUGUUAACUGCUAAUGUAAUGUUAAUAUUUUUUACAUUAAUGUGUGCUGUAGCAUCUUGGGGGACUACAGUUCAAGGGUUUUUCGCUUGUCUUACAGUUUGGAGAUUCUUUUUAGGUAUUGCUAUAGGGGCAGAAUAUCCAACUUCUUCAGUUAUUGCUUCAGAAUUUGCUAAUCAAUUACCUUCAGGGCAUAGAAAUAGAUAUUUCAGUUGGUUCACCAAUGCUAUGAUUGAUUUUGGAUUUGUAGUUGCCGCAUUUGUUCCAUUGGUUUUAUUAUGGAUUUUCACUCCUCAUCAUUUAAGAGCCGUAUGGAGAUUAAGUAUUGUAUUAGGGGUGAUCCCACCAUUAAUUUUAUUUUUCAUUCGUUUAAAAAUGGAUAAUUCUAAAUCAUUCAAGAAAAUGAAUAUGAAAAGAGUCAAUUAUAGUAAUUAUCCUUGGUGGUUGAUAAUUAAAUUCUAUUGGUUCCGUUUGACAGUUGUUUCUUUGAUUUGGUUUAUUUAUGAUUUUUCCGUGUAUUCAUUCGGAACUUUCAACACUAUCAUUAUUGGCGAAGUUAUACCAAAUGGAACUCUUUAUGAAAAUUGGGGGUGGUCAGUUGUUUUCAAUUUGUUUUAUAUGCCAGGAGCAUUUCUUGGUGCCUUUGUAGGUGAUUAUCUUGGACCAAGAUUAACUUUGGCAAUUGGAGUUGGUGCUCAAGGAAUUAUUGGUAUUGCCAUGUCGGCAUGUUUGAAAAGCUUGAAAAAACAUAUAGCUGGAUUCGUGGUUGUUUUCGGUAUUUUUUCAACGUUUGGUGAAUUUGGACCAGGUAAUAAUACAGGAUUACUAGCAUCAAAAACUUGUGCUUCAUCAAUUAGAGGUCAAUAUUACGGUAUUGCUGCGGCAAUUGGUAAAAUUGGUGCCUUUGUUGGGACUUGGGUAUUCCCAGCAAUUCAAAAACAUUAUGCAUAUAAUGAUGAUUUAUCUUUACAAGUACCAUUUUAUGUCAGUUCUGCCUUGUGUCUUUUCAGUGCAUUUUUAACUAUUUUCUUUGUUCCACCAGUUGGUCAAGAUGCUAUUAAUAAGGAAGAUAGAUUGUUCAAAGAAUAUUUAGAAGAAAACGGGUUUGAUAUAAGAUUAUUAGGUGAUAGUGGUGUUGUUACUCAAUAUCAAGAAGAUGAAGAUAUUGGUGUAAUUUCUGAUGAGAAAGAUGAUACUGUUAAAGUACAACAGAAAAAUGUAUAA
Candida dubliniensis CD36 is the source of this 1599-nucleotide messenger RNA. RefSeq names its product Git4p (gene GIT4). Gene Ontology annotation, cellular component: plasma membrane. NCBI's taxonomy places the organism in Eukaryota, Fungi, Ascomycota, Pichiomycetes, Serinales, Debaryomycetaceae. Gene Ontology annotation, biological process: carboxylic acid transport; transmembrane transport. The coding region runs from base 1 to 1599 and encodes 532 amino acids. The record is from RefSeq and is a predicted model, not a curated record. Gene Ontology annotation, molecular function: carboxylic acid transmembrane transporter activity. The transcript has a single exon.